Molecule: messenger RNA, 609 nt
Organism: Helianthus annuus (common sunflower)
Lineage: Eukaryota; Viridiplantae; Streptophyta; Magnoliopsida; Asterales; Asteraceae
Product: thioredoxin-like 3-3
Exons: 3
Coding region: 134-502 (122 amino acids)
Source: RefSeq, a predicted model, not a curated record
GGACUCCGCAGAAUGCUAACGUUAACGUUAAAACGUAAACGACAAAAUUUGCAAUUUACUCUUUAAAGAUAUAGAAACCAAUUUUAGGUAAGGGGUGAAGUCCUCAUCCCCCAUAGCUAACGAGAACGCAAACAUGGCGAACACAAAAACAACAAACACCCACAAUCAAACAAACCCCAAUGGUAACCUCAUCACUGCAACAAACGAUGAGCAUCUCAGAGGCAUCUUUCAUCAAAUCAGAACUUCAAAAUCCCCUGCUGUCAUCAACUUCGGUGCAUCUUGGUGUCGUGUUUGUGCGGAUAUUCUCCCUUCGUUCAACCACUUAAGCAGCAAGUUCCCAAAACUUUCUUUCGUGUACGCAGACAUCGACGAAUGCCCAGAAACAACCCAACAUAUUCGAUACACGCCUACGUUCCACUUCUAUAGAGACGGUGAACGGGUUGAUGCCAUGUUUGGUGCCGGUGAAGAGAGGCUGCACGACCGUUUAUGGUUACACUCCUAACUAAAAUAGCUUAAACCAAAUGUUGCAAUGCAAGUCACUUUUAUUUAUGUAAUCUUCAUAACAUAAACUAUUUUAAAUCAAAUGGAAUUGCUUUAUAGUUUAUAUAA